This is a messenger RNA of Rotaria socialis, 1116 nucleotides long. The record is from the annotation of a GenBank genome assembly. NCBI's taxonomy places the organism in Eukaryota, Metazoa, Rotifera, Eurotatoria, Philodinida, Philodinidae.
AUGUUUAAUCCAUUUCUUGCGUCCUGCUGCAAGGACUAUGCAUGUGAUUGCUGUCUGUCACCUGCAGAAAAAAUUAAUAAAGAUAUUAAUCAGCAACUGAAAGUAUUUCGCCGACAGAAUUUACACGAAAGAAAAUUACUUCUCUUAGGAAAUGCGGAAGCUGGAAAAUCGACAUUCCUUAAACAAAUGAAAUUAAUUCAUGGCCGAGGUUUCAAAGCCGAUGAGAAACAUCGACUUAUUCCAUUCAUCUAUCGACAAAUACUUAGUGUUGUUCGAUGUAUUUGUCGAGCGAUGAAUAUGCUUCAAAUAAAAUUUGAAAACGAACGAAAUGAAGAAUAUGCUCGUGUAUUAAGUUCGCCAAAUAAUGAUGAUGAGGAUGAUAGUAUAACAACAUUAUCAUCCCGAAUGAUUGAAGCUAUUCGAUAUGUUUGGUCUGAUGAAGGUGUGAAAAUAUGUUACCAUCGACGACGAGAAUAUCGACUACCUGACUCGGCAAAAUACUUCCUGGAUGAUUUAGAUCGAAUUUCCGCACAAAAUUUUACACCAACUGAUGAUGAUAUAUUAAGAGUGCGUAUUCCAACAACGGGUAUCGUUCAAGAAGAUUUUAUUUUUUCUCAUCUUCAACUUCGAAUUGUUGAUGUUGGUGGACAAAGAACAGAACGUCGAAAAUGGAUUCAUUGUUUUGAUAAUGUAACGUCUGUCAUUUUUCUGGCAUCUCUUAUUGAAUAUGAUCAACGAGUUGAAGACUCUAUUGAACAGAACUUAAUGGAAGAAAGUUUGGCAUUGUUUCAUGUUAUUUUAACAUCCGAAUAUUUUUAUAAUGCAUCUAUUAUCCUUUUUCUAAACAAAACUGAUCUAUUUCCAGAACGACUUGCUGACAAACCUCUUCGAUGCAUCUAUACUGAAUUUGAUGGUGCUGACGACGAUGUUGAAGCGGCAAAACAAUUUAUCAAAAAUAAAUAUCUAAGUUUAGUACCUGUUAAAGAAAGAUAUACAGAAAAGAAUAUCUAUCCUCAUUUUACAUGCUCUGUCGAUAGCAAAAAUAUUCGAAUUGUUUUUGAAUCGGUCAAAGAUUCAGUACUCGCACAAAAUCUCUACUAUUGGACACCAUACUGA